Molecule: messenger RNA, 2584 nt
Organism: Nipponia nippon (crested ibis)
Lineage: Eukaryota; Metazoa; Chordata; Aves; Pelecaniformes; Threskiornithidae
Source: RefSeq, a predicted model, not a curated record
UGCAGCUGCUGAAAGACAUGGCGCUUUCUGCUGCAUGCCCCAGGGAACAGCUUACUUGAUUAUUUAGAUUCCGAGGAGGAGUUUCUGAACCUGUAAUCAAGCAAAUCACUUCAGAGAUUAUUGAUCACUUUGGGUACUGAACAGAAACAAUUUAAAAAGUUGAGAGCUUCUAUUGUGUUUAUCUUAAUAAAUCCCUAAGUUAGAAAUUGGUGGCAAGAUUCUUGGCACUGUGGGACAUGUCGCAGCAGUUUUGAUUCUGACCGAAUGGUCUUUCCUGCAUCUCUUCUGUGGUUUUGGUGAUACUGGGCCAGUCUGCAAUGUUCUAGGAGCAGUGGCUGGAGAACAUGGGAUCUGGUAGUUCUGUAAACGCCAACUACAAGUACUCCCUGCAGAAGUCUGAAAAUGCUUUCAAGGCAGCCGUCUUGAUCCAACGGUGGUAUCGGCGCUACGUUGCUCGGCUGGAAAUGCGCCGACGUUGCACUUGGAGAAUCUUUCAAUCCAUUGAGUACGCUUGCGAGCAGGAUCAGAUCAAGCUUCACAACUUCUUCAGUUACCUCAUGGACCACUUCACGCCAAGCAGCAGUAAAGAGAGGGAUUUUAUCAGUCGCAUGUUCGUAAGCGGGGAAAGCUUCAAAGAGGCAGAGCUGGAAAAAUACUGUGACUAUGAAUCCAUGGAGGUGCCAGACUCCUACACUGGACCCCGUCUCUCUUUCCCACUCCUUCCUGACCAUGCGACUGCCUUGCUGGAAGCUUUCAAACAGAAACAACAGCUCCACGCUCGCUACGUCUUAAACCUUCUGCAUGAGACCAGGAAGCACCUCAAGCAGUUGCCAAACAUCAGUCAUGUCUCCACCUGCUACAGCGAGGAGGUCACCGUGUGCGGAGACUUGCACGGCCAGCUGGAUGACUUGUUCCUCAUAUUUUAUAAGAAUGGCCUUCCUUCCCCUUCCAAGUCCUACGUGUUCAAUGGGGACUUUGUAGACAGAGGCAAGCAGUCCCUCGAGAUCCUCAUCGUCCUCUUUACCUUCCUCUUGAUCUAUCCAAAGGAGGUUCAUCUCAACCGCGGGAACCACGAGGACCACAUGGUCAACUUACGCUACGGUUUCGCCAAGGAAGUAAUGCAGAAAUACAAGGUGCACGGGAAGAAAAUCUUGAAGAUGAUUCAGAAUGUCUUCUGCUGGCUGCCCCUGGCCACCCUGAUUGAUCAGAAAGUCCUCGUUAUACACGGGGGCAUCUCUGACACCACUGACCUGGACAUGCUUGAGAAAAUUCAAAGGAACAAAUUCCCGUUGCAGAUUAAAUCCAUGUACUCUACUUUUUGCGAAAUGUCUGAGCAGCAUAAAGUCAAUGAAGAAAAGCCCCGGCCGGCCCAGGCUCCCAGCAUGGCCAACAGGCUGGAGUUCUCCAGGUGGGUCCGGCAGACGGUGCAGGAGCAAAUCGAGUGGUGCCGCCGGCUGGUGGACAUCAGCGAGUCGGAGGAGGAGGAGCUCACCUAUUCCAGCGUGGUCUCCCUGACGGAUCUGGACGGGCCGUGCUGGACUCGCCAGGAGGAGUGGAAGCAGAUUUUAGACAUUCUCUGGAGUGACCCCAUGCCUCAGGAGGGCUGCAGAGUAAAUACGGUGCGAGGUGGCGGCUGCUACUUUGGGCCUGACGUGACAGGGAAGAUCCUCGAGAAGUACAACCUGCAGUUCCUCAUCCGCUCCCACGAGUGCAAGCAAGAGGGCUACGAGUUCUGUCACAACCGGAAGGUGCUGACCAUAUUUUCAGCCUCAAACUACUACGAGAUUGGCAGCAACAGGGGAGCCUAUGUGAAGCUCGGACCGGACCUCGUCCCCCAUUUUGUUCAGUACCAAGCGAACAAGACAGCCCACACUCUCACUAUGACCCAAAGAAUCAGCAGAGUAGAGGAGUCAGCCUUUCGAGCCUUGCGGGAAAAGCUCUUUGCUCACACCUCAGCCCUCAUCAGCGCGUUCAAGGCCUACGAUAAGGACGACACGGGAAGGAUCACGCUGAGCAACUGGGCGACGGCAGUGGAGUCAGUCUUGCACCUGGGAUUGCCCUGGCGAAUGCUGAGACCGCAGCUGGUGCGCAGCACGGCGGACGGCAUGCUGGAGUACAGGUCCUGGCUCGACGACUUGGCUGUGGAGCAGCGGAGCCAAGAGCACAUCCAGUCGAGCUUGCUGGAGGUCAUUUAUCGAAACAGAUCCAACUUGGAAACCAUAUUCAGGAUCAUAGACAGAGAUCAUUCAGGUCUCAUCUCAUUUGAGGAAUUCCACCAAACCUGGAAGCUCUUCAGCUCCCACAUGAACAUUGAACUCACGGAUGACAGCAUCAACGACUUAGUUCGCAGCAUUGAUUUCAAUAAGGAUGGAAACAUCGACUUCAACGAGUUCCUAGAAGCCUUCCGCCUUGUCAAACAGUCACAGUAGCGAGAACCCGGGGAGGGUUGCCACGUCCAAUGCCUUGACUGUCUGCAAAGGCAGGGGAACCGCUUCCUACCUAACUGCAGAGCGUGCCCGCAGAUGCGAAGCAGGGAAAGGGAAGGCGGGUACCUGUAGCACUUUAUUGGUUGAAAACAGCGACC